UGAGCAUGUGUGCAAAAGCAGAACCUAAACCUCUACUAGAGGACGCACGCAAGCCCACAGUAGUUCUAAUAUAGUGAGCUGAGCCUCCAUAUCCGACAGUAGCAUUGAUCAAGAUGGCGCGGUCCGGUAAAGGUCCCGGUCGGCCGCGAAGCAAAGGUCGCCCAACGGCAGAACAGAAGCGAGACAGAGAACGUCGUGCCGCGAAGAAAGACCGCAGCGCAACCUCCGAUGCCGGAAAAAAAACGCCGAUGAAAGUAAAAGGAGCACAAGCUACAACAGCCAUGAAGAAAGUUAUCCAAUGAAAAAAACUCUGUUUGCCGUGUCUUAAAGAUAUACCAAACCGACUUGUUUCGCGAACGUCGUGUUAGCCAAUACGCAUGCUUAGUCACCCAACUACACUGCAGCCGACCCAUGAUUCGCCUGCUUCGGGUUUUAUGUGGACAUGCUUGUUUUCACUUGCCGCAAGAUUUUCAUUUUUCCAUUGGAUAGAAAUGAUGAAAGCCGUCGUGAUGAAAAUGUCGCCGGGCGUCAAAGCAGCUACAGCGAAGGAGACCCUCGCAAAAGCAAUCAAACGCGGGGCGGAUGAGGUGAAGAAGGCUGCGAAACAAGUAACUGCCCCCGCAAAAGAAACUAUGAAGAAGACGGCCACGAAGGUCACGGCCGCGAUGAAAACAGCCGGUACAAAAAUAUCUGCCCCGGCAAUAGCAGCAAUAAAGAACACGGCUACGAAAGUCACAACUGCGAUGAAAGCAGCCGCGAGGCAAGUAACUGCUCCCACGACAGCGGCGAAAAUCCAGAACGGUAUAGUAGCGGUUUCAGAGCAGUCAGGGGGUGCGAAGAGUACUUCCAUGAAGAAAUCGACAUCCACAUCAAAGGGUAGUACCGACAAGGCUAUCUCAAAAAAGCGCAACCAGUCCGCCACGGGUAGCAACGACAACCAUGGCAUCGAGGCCAAGGAACUCGGGGACGACGACCUGGAAGCACAAACAGGUCAGAAUCAAAACCAAAAAUACGCAUCACUGUUUUCCUCUUCUGUUCUAAACUAACAACAUGUAGUGUCUUCAACAUGGUAUCAAGGCUACGGCGCCAAGUCGUGAGGCGUUGUGCUUAUGCGAACUCGGCAAAAACGAAUAAAUUACAUAAAUUACAACAAAGGUGCUGACACCAACAUCACGUGCAGUGCGUACCACCUCGCAAUCGCUGCCAUCGCGGUUUUCAUCGUAGGAGCCGGUGCCAUGUGUAUCAACGGGUGCACGAAGGAGUUCACAGUUUCGCUUGUGGCUGAUGCCAUUCUGUGAUGCAGCCUGAUAGAUGAUCCACGGUAUGCGUUGCACACAUGUCUGGGUCUGGUGGAAGAAUGGAAUUUGCAAAUGCGUUUGUUGUAUUCCUGGAACCGAAAUGUCCAGCAAAGCAGAAAUUCCGAAAUUCCUUUGUCAUGCAAAAACACAAUUUGUAGUGCGUGCUAGGCAUAAGAGGGCGUCUCGAAAACUUGGCACGCCUGGCUCACAGGGCACGGGCUUCAAUCAUCCGCAAUUCAGCAUCAAAGUUUUCAGACCCAGACAUGUUUGCAAUUGAUCCAGGGUCGUCUUUGCAUAUUUUCCAUAUCGUGGUCUUCUUCGACUAGAACUGAUUGCUAUCAAAAGUAAAAAUGUCUGGGUCUGGAAACUUGUGAUGCUGGGUGGCCUCUCAUGAUGAGGCUACAAAUGCUGGCUCAGCAUGACAAGUUUCUGAGCUCCUAGGUGUUGCCUAUUCUGCAUGACAAACUGCGCUUCUGCAUUACAGAAAAACGGAGCUCUUGGGUAACGUGCAUGACAGAUUUAAAGAGCCAUGCCAGACAAGCAUGACAAACAUGAAUUCUUCCAGACCCAGACAUUUUUGCAGUUGAUAAUUGUGGCCUGGGUGCAAUUUAGAACGGGGUCUCAUAGAAGUUCACUGGCUUUUGUUUCUUUGGAGCAAGUUCUGAUAGAUACUGGUUUCGUGGCGCACUUUACAAGAACCAAAAAUUGUGCUCCGCACCUUUCCUUGUUACAAUCAAUGUAGCAACAUUCUCCGCCACCGACAACGUUCGUACUAGAAUCUGUAGCAGCGCAAUUACAUAAAAGCGCUCAUCAAAAAUUUCCUUUUGCUAUUGUGGCUCGUAUGGUUUCCUUUUUCAUGCAACAAUUACACGACUUUGAUCUGCCUCAAAUUCUUAAGGUCCGGGAAAAGGGAACGGAGCAGAAGCCGCUGCACGGCAGAAUUUCCAAGUGUAUCCAGGGUGUACUCGUAGGUUGAUGGUAGGAUAUGGAUACCAUAGCAGAACUACAAUAGUUGCAUGUAAAACAACUGCGUCUUUGUCUGUUUGUUCAGCUUUGAACGGCAAACGCAGGUGCCGUUGCGCGACAGGCAGUUUUCGUGUGGAAGUAAUAGUUGCAUCCUCGGAAGCUAGCAAACCCUUUUUUGUAGUUCCUGGAUUCUCUUCCGAAGGCAAAUAAGGAGGUGAGCAGGUGGCUGGAUGCCAAACCAGAGGACGGCGCAGACGAACACGAAGAGCUAUCGUACGUAAAUAAUGCAGUACAACCAUACAAGGUGAGAGUUUGCAAUGACUCCGCAGUAGGAUUUUGUUUCAUAUUUCUAGACCGUAAUUUAAAUUUUGCUUUCUGUUGUGACUGUGACCAAAAGAUUUGAUUGCACGGCACGAGUAGGUUUGCGUGUGAUAGCAGGAACUGGAGGAUUCCGAAAAAACGGAACCGGAGGAGGUGGGCGGCGAGGCGGACAAGGAAGGCGAAGAGGAUUGAAAUAUCCAUGGUCAAGUCGAGAGAGAAAAGCCGAUGCAUCAUUUAUCGUGUGUUGGUGGCGCGUCGUCGACCUCACAAACGUACCAACAUCGUUCAUAAUUAAGGGCUUCACACGAAAAUCGCUGUGCUUGGGAAAGAAAAAUAAAACAAAAAAACGGAUGCUGCCGUUAGUUAGCCGACCUUGACCAGGAUGUUUUUUCCGUACGAUACCACCUGCGUGUCCGGGAGGAAAGGGCCAGAAAAGACAAGCACGAAAGCGCCUUUUUCGUACUACAGAUCAAAGCUCACUGACAGCACAACUAUUGGACCACCAUAGUGCCACUGUAAGAUAAUAAUCACUCAUGUUUCAAUCUCGGAUAAUGAUGUGCUCCAUCCAGUAGUCCUCACGAACGCGAGACGUUUCUACUCAGCUGCUGCUGGUCACUUAGACCAUCCGUGGCCAUGCUAAGUAUUGUUUAAAGUCCGAAAAGAAAUAGUCUUUACUUACAAAUUAUUUUGCGCGAGUAGUAGUACCCACUCGCCGUGGUCUAUGGUAUAUUCAAAUUCGAGCUGCAAGUGAUGAGCUUCUCUCAGGCCCUGCAGAAGGCCCACAUCUAACGAAUAUGGUGGAGAUUGUUUUGACCAUGCUCUUCUUGUCCUAGGAGCUUUGCACAUAAUCAAGGUUGGUUCAUGAAUGUUGUGCUCCGUGUACGUCCAAACGUUGAUCACAUUCAAAUUGCACAGAGACAGAACGUGCAUCAACAUGCAUAGAGCGAUA
This is a messenger RNA of Amoebophrya sp. A120, 3534 nucleotides long. The record is from the annotation of a GenBank genome assembly. Lineage: Eukaryota; Dinophyceae; Syndiniales; Amoebophryaceae.